UUCGGCGCGUUUCGUUGAGUGAGUAUAAAGAGGCCUCACCGGGCAACAGUAAAGCAUUCAGUCGUUGGUUCCCUACAAGCAAACAACUAAAUUUAUUUUUUAAUUUAAGUUUUACUUCUCUCCCCCACACAAAACUCACAACUAUGAACUCCUUCUCCGUGUUCUUGGUGUUUGCUUUGGCAGCACUGGUCGUUGCGGAACCACCAUCAGGAUAUAAUUAUCCCAGAGGCGGCGGUGGCGGUGGUUCGUUCGGCGGUGGCUUUGGUGGCGGCUCAUUCGGUGGUGGUGGCGGCGGCUACCAAGCCGUUAGUGGCGGUUUCCAGACCUCCGAAGGCCAAAAUGUUGAUCCUCAGCUGUUGGAACAAGUGCGCCAAAUUCUAUUGAACGAGGAGAGCAAAUCCGGCGGCGGCGGCGGUGGUGGCGGCGGUGGCUACCCAUCUGGCUCGUAUGGCCCACCAUCCGGUUCAUAUGGUCCACCAUCAUCGUCUUAUGGUGCGCCCGGUUUCGGUGGCGGCGGCCGUGUGGUUGGCAUUGAUUUGGAAGGUGUGCGUCAAGCUAUCCAAGUGGCGCAAUUCGCCCAACAGAGUACGCAAGCCGGUGGUGGUUUUGGCGGCUACCCCAGCGCACCCUCUGGCUCGUACGGUGCUCCAUCGAGACCAAGCGGCAGUUAUGGCGCGCCUUUCUAAGGUGUAUGCGUGUGUCGACUUAAAUACAUUUAAAUACUAGAUAUAUACAAGAUGAUUUGUGCCUGUGACCAAGUGGAUGAGUAGAAGAAGGGAAAGGAAAACAGCCAAGUAAAAAAAAUAAACAAAUGUAGACCACGAUCCUCAGCCAGUACACCAAUCAAUGAGACAAUCAAUCAAACAACAUGCUGCCAAAUAAAUGAAAUUGAAGUUGAAAAUGAAAAUGAAGAUGAAUUUGACGAUAAUGAUACAUGAUGAAGGCGAUGAGGGCGAUUUGAAGCAUUGAUUGCCAUGAAGUAUAAAUUGAAAGUGAAAGCGAUUUAUAAAUAACUAUCAACUACAACAAUGCCAGCAACAACCACAACGCCACUCAAUGGAUAAUUCGAUGACCACGGAAGAAGCGACAUUAGCAAUAGCAACCUAGCAACAACAACCAAAUAACAUCGAAAUCUGCAACAUUGUUGCCUAUGCGUUGCUGUCGCUAAAUGUCUCCAAACAUGUGUUGUAAAGAGACAUGUAGAGUAUGAUAAUAUCUACAGAAUUUUCUUAUUUCGAUUUCGCACUGCCACCCGCGUCCACCCAGCACCGCCAAGCGCAACGGACAGCCGCCAGCCAACAACAACAUUGCAGCGACAUUGCACGCGCCGUACUUUGCUCUGCAGCGACCUGUGCCAAAAAAUAUACAACAACAACUUGUAGGGAAGUUAUAAUUCCACUGCAACACCGUACAGCAUAACCAUUCAACCAGCACCCGUUCACUGUACCGCACUGUACCAACAAACGGCAGCCGUUGUGUCGUUGUCAACGCCGGCGGCGGUGCAGUUGCAAGCGGUGUAUGGUGAUGUGGGCCGUCAGUGAUAUUUCGUUUUCAUUCUUCACGCGAUCUCGCUCUUUCAACAUCCAAUCCCCCACUAUCUCCAAAGUAUUUUCAACAAGCUAUCCUUUAUGACCCCCGCUGUUUCAACAUAUCCACCAAAAAGAACACAUAUUCCAUUUUCCACC
Zeugodacus cucurbitae (melon fly) is the source of this 1685-nucleotide messenger RNA. RefSeq names its product pro-resilin. The record is from RefSeq and is a predicted model, not a curated record. Lineage: Eukaryota; Metazoa; Arthropoda; Insecta; Diptera; Tephritidae. The transcript has 2 exons. The coding region runs from base 144 to 686 and encodes 180 amino acids.